AUGGUCGUCGGGAGUGGCGGCCUUUUGGUACACACUGCGUGGACGAAGCGGUGUCGAGAGGGACAAAACUGUGCCCUUUUCAACUGUCUGGAUUUGCUGGGCACGUUGCUCUGGGCAGAAACGACAGCAAAUCCAAUAAAUCAAAUUCAAACCCACGCCCGACUCCCGACGCCCGACUCCCGACGCCCGACUCGACGCCCGACUCCCGACGCCCGACUCCCGACGCCCGACCCCGACUCCCGACGCCCGACGCCCGACCCCACGCCCGACUCCCGACGCCCGACUCCCGACGCCCGACUCCCGACUCCCCACGCCCGACUCCCCACGCCCGACUCCCGACGCCCGACUCCCGACGCCCGACGCCCGACUCCCGACGCCCGACUCCCGACUCCCGACUCCCGACGCCCACCCCGACUCCCGACUCCCGACGCCCGACUCCCCACGCCCGACCCGCCCCGACGCCCGACUCCCACCCCGACUCCCGACUCCCCACGCCCGACUCCCGACGCCCGACUUUCCCGACUCCCGACGCCCGACCCGCCCGAACUCCCCACGUCCCGACUCCCCACGCCCGAUUCCCGACGCCCGACGCCCGACGCCCGACUCCCGACUCCCCACGCCCGACGCCCGACGCCCCAGGCAGAGCAACCCUCCCUGUACCAGGACUCGAACCUAGGUCGUUACUCAGGUUAUAUGAGUGCCAGUGCUAAACACAACCAUGCCACACGACCCACUAAAAGGAUUGUGCAACUAGGCUCUCCUGCAGCUCCAUAG
Penaeus monodon (black tiger shrimp) is the source of this 774-nucleotide messenger RNA. RefSeq names its product extensin-like. The record is from RefSeq and is a predicted model, not a curated record. The transcript is spliced from 4 exons. Bases 1 to 774 code for a protein of 257 amino acids. Lineage: Eukaryota; Metazoa; Arthropoda; Malacostraca; Decapoda; Penaeidae.